AUGCAAGGUCAUUUUGAAAGUGAUAUUGAAUUAUUUGAUAUUACAACUUGGCGAUGGGACCUGAUCGGAAAUGACUUCUUAGAAGAUGCCAUGUGUCCAAGGACAUGUGUGGACGGUAGCGAUUCUGGAUUGUACAUGAUUCAUGAAGGUAAUGUGAUGACUCGUAUAGACACUACUUGGCGAGUCAUAGCUAGAGUACCAGCUGAGGUGUGCAAUAUGGCUUACAUGACAGUAUGGCAAACCAAGUUGUUAGUGAUUGGUUCUUCCAAAUUAGGUGAACCCCACAAAGUUUACGCCAUGGAUUUGAAGAAUUACACGCGGACAAAAAUUGAUGCACCACAUGAAUACUCAACCCAUGUCUAG
Molecule: messenger RNA, 363 nt
Organism: Camellia sinensis
Lineage: Eukaryota; Viridiplantae; Streptophyta; Magnoliopsida; Ericales; Theaceae
Source: RefSeq, a predicted model, not a curated record